Molecule: messenger RNA, 969 nt
Organism: Microsporum canis CBS 113480
Lineage: Eukaryota; Fungi; Ascomycota; Eurotiomycetes; Onygenales; Arthrodermataceae
Product: fatty acid oxidation complex subunit alpha
Exons: 3
Coding region: 1-969 (322 amino acids)
Biological process (GO): fatty acid metabolic process
Molecular function (GO): oxidoreductase activity, acting on the CH-OH group of donors, NAD or NADP as acceptor; NAD+ binding
Source: RefSeq, a predicted model, not a curated record
AUGUUCCGAAGCGCAGUUGCAGGACGUUUGUUGGCGGUCAGGCCCUCAAUUGGUGGGGUUCGUGCGUUUAGCUCAACUCCUGCGGCACAAGUGGCCGCCGAAGUCAAGAGUCUCGGAGUAGUUGGCGCUGGACAGAUGGGUCUGGGAAUUGCGUUGGUUGCUGCGCAAAAGGCAAAUAUCCCCGUUACUUUGGUUGACAACUCCCAAGCGUCUUUAGACAAGGGGCUCAAGUUUGCCGAAAAACUCCUUGCCAAAGAUGUUGCAAAGGAGCGCAUCACACAGGAGACUGCUGACAAGGUCCGCUCAAUGCUCACCCCAACCACAAAACUCGAAGACCUCUCAAGCUCCGACUUCAUUAUCGAGGCUGUCCCUGAAAUCCCAGAUCUCAAGACCUCGAUCUUCUCCAAGCUGGUUCAAAUUGCUCCUGCUCACGCCAUCCUUGCCACAAACACUUCCUCCAUCUCAAUCACUCGAAUUGCCGCCGCAACUACCAAUGAUCCCAAGGACCUUUCUGGCCCAUCCCGCGUUAUUUCUACUCAUUUUAUGAACCCCGUCCCCAUCCAAAAGGGAGUGGAAAUUAUUACCGGCCUUCAAACUUCCCAAGAUACCAUCGACACCUCUCUCGAGCUGAUGAAGCGAAUGGGUAAAAUCGCCGCUCGAUCCACAGACUCACCUGGAUUCCUAGCAAACAGAAUCCUUAUGCCAUAUAUCAACGAGGCAAUCUCAUGUCUGGAGAAUGGGAUUGGCACCAGGGAGGAUAUUGACAGUAUCAUGAAAUACGGAACUAACGUUCCCAUGGGCCCCCUGACUCUUGCUGAUUUCAUUGGUAUCGAUACAUGUUUGGCCAUCAUGAAUGUUCUGCACCAAGAAACUGGAGACAGCAAGUACCGGCCCGCAGGACUGUUGAAGAGAAUGGUUGACGCCGGCUGGGUGGGCAAGAAGGCUGGAAAGGGCUUUUACGAUUAUUAA